Molecule: messenger RNA, 7029 nt
Organism: Dermacentor silvarum
Lineage: Eukaryota; Metazoa; Arthropoda; Arachnida; Ixodida; Ixodidae
Product: neuronal-specific septin-3-like
Exons: 10
Coding region: 969-1982 (337 amino acids)
Biological process (GO): cytoskeleton-dependent cytokinesis
Cellular component (GO): septin complex; microtubule cytoskeleton; cell division site
Molecular function (GO): molecular adaptor activity; GTP binding; GTPase activity
Source: RefSeq, a predicted model, not a curated record
AGCGCCGCCAGGAGAGCAGCGGCGUCAGCUACGCUACAACGACGCGACGGCGCUCGCUGCAGCAUCGCCGCCCGCGCGUCCUCUCUUUUGUCCUCUCUCUCCCUCACCUUCUCGUCCCCGGCGAACCCGACGACCACCGGUGUUCGCUUUCCCCGCAACACUCUGCGGAGAACCGUACGGCGGCGUACUUUUACUCUCCCGUGUAUUUGAAAUCGUUGGGAAGCAAGCACCCCCAACUCCUGCCUCGCUGAAGCAUCAAGGACCACACGAACGUGUGCCGUGGCAUCAUCUCUCCAUUUGAACCGGACGCGUCGUCUGUCAACCGCUCGACGAAGCGCCGUCUGCAACCACAGGAGUACUUCUGCAACCGCAUCGCUCGCGACAGGAGGAGGAGGACGGUACAGCGAGAGGAUUAUAUAGCUGACGUUGUUUUGGAGAAGUGGCGCGUACAGUAGGUGUUAUUGUGUGUCUCUCGGUGAGUCGUUGUCAAGCGCUUCGUCGGAUAGCGAGCGUCGCGCACACUCGAUCAUCGCUUCGUCGUCGGCCAGAGGAAGCUUCAAAACAAAACACAUCGCGGGCGCCGGUCCAGCCACCCCGUGACGCUGAGGAGCUUGGGAUUAUUCAUCGCGCGCAGCAAAAAAAGGCUGCGGCGUUCGCGUCCCCGGCACUUCGACGGCGGGUUGUGUUUCUUUAUCGUCGCAAGAUCUGCACCUCCGCCGACGGUGCUACGAAAAGCUGUUGGAUCAAUCUGAUCGCCGUUGAUUGUCAGCGCUGCCCUGCAGUCGGUGUUCCACGCAGCCGACGGAGGGCGCAGCGGUCGCCUGGGAGCCCGUGACGUGCUCACCGCGGCCAACCAGCUGCUCCAGGGGGACCUGCCCCCGGCGCACGAGGACCUGCUUCUGGGACGGGCGGCGGAGAAGUCGGCGGCCAAGAACGGCGAGCUGAGCUUGGACGACUUCGUGCUCGUGAUGGCGGACGCCCUGACGGAGACCACCCACUGGGGCAGCCUGAAGACCGACGUGGUCGGCUACGUGGGCAUCGACACCCUCCAGGAGCAAAUACGAAAGAAGGUCCUCCGCAGGGGGUUCGAGUUCAACAUCGUCGUCGUCGGGAGGAGCGGCCUGGGAAAGUCGACGCUCAUCAACACCCUAUUCAAGGCCAACAUCAGCCGGAGGUCGUGUACAAAGAAAGGAUCUGAAGCAUCGGACACGGUUCCCUACGUCAUUCCCAAGACAACCGAAGUCAAAUCAGUGAGCCACGUGAUCGAGGAGAAGGGCACACGGCUUCGGCUGACGGUCACGGACACACCAGGCUUUGGUGACCAGAUCAACAAUGAGAACUGCUGGCUGCCCAUUCUGGAGUACAUCAAUGAGCAGUACGAGAAGUACCUCAGUGAAGAGCAGAGUGUCACACGCAAGAAGCACAUCCCAGACACACGGGUUCACUGCUGCCUCUAUUUCGUGCCUCCUUCAGGACACGCCCUGACGCCUCUGGACAUUGAGUUCAUGAAGAGGCUUGACAAAUGCGUCAAUAUCGUUCCAGUCAUAGCUAAGGCAGACACGCUGACCCUUGAAGAGCGGAGCAGCUUCAAGCAAAGGAUCCGAGAAGACCUGCACAAGAAUGGCAUCAACGUGUAUCCCGUGCAAGAAUUCGAAGACGACCCCGAGGAGACUGUUCUCAACAACAAGAUCAGGGCCGCUAUUCCGUUUGCCGUUGUGGGCAGUGACAAGCAGCACACGGUGAACGGCCGCACGGUCUACGGCCGGCAGACGCAGUGGGGACUCGUGGAAGUGGAGAACAGACACCACUGCGAGUUUCCUGACCUCAGAGAUAUGCUUAUCAGGACUCACAUGCAAGAUCUCGUAGAAGUGACCAAGACAGUUCACUAUGAGAACUUCCGCCACGAAAGGCUACAAGCGCGCCACGGCCACAUUAACGGACACGGCAUCAACAUUGUGAACCUCAACGAGAGUAGCCUCUGAGGUGGUACAUCUAAUCGUCAGAUUCUUGCUCCGCCUACAUUUACUUGCCUCUGAACUCCAAGCAUGCUCCGGGUUUGUUUGCUUGUAGACACGUGAAGGCCACUUUCACAAGUUCUUCCUCAUCUCCCAGGUGCAAACUCUGUCAACAAACGGUUUCGAAAUUGUGACAUCGCCUGCAUUCCAUGCUAGGCGCUCUGCAAUGCAAUUCGGCAGUAUCUUAUAGCAUGACACACUUCAGUUUGGCAGUGUAAGCAUGACGCAGUAUCAUGACGAGGCAAGAGUUAAGCGAGCGUUUAAGCACAAAGCAGGUACCUGUUCAGAUGAAACGAAGCAAUAAUGAAAAGUGGAGGCACGUGCAUACAAGCAAAAAAAGAGACUCAAGUCUUAACUGUGUGCCCAAAAAAGAAGGCCGCUUCUCUCUGAUUUAUAUUAAUUAUUAAAAUCACACAUAUCACGGCUAAGCUUUCCACAUCUACGCCAUUUUGGGGGACUUCCUCAACUUCUUCGUAGGGUCACAGCAAUUGUGUCAUUUAUGUGUAGGAAAUGUGAUCGUGGAUGUCAUGUCUGUAUGCUAGCUAGGUAUAGCUAUAUAGGAACUGACGUGUCACCCUAUAAAGCGUACUGUUCUUUUGUGUCUUUCUUCCAGUGGCGUAAGCUUAAACCUUGGAGAUUUUAACAUUUUACAGUUGUGUCUAUACUGCAGUGCCUGUGUAGAACCUGCUUUUAGAACUUGCGAGAUCUCAGUGAAAACAAGAAACUGCAAUUUUUAACCCCGCAUUACUUCGGCGCGCUUCCACUUGACACUUCGACGAGCGUUAUCGGAACACAAUGCUUACUUUAUGCAAGAAUGCAAGAGGUGGCAUAGCUGUAGGCAUGGCAGAGUUCAAGAAAUGUGUCGAGUCAAAGCUUAUUUGUGAAUGCUAGGGUUACUUUCACCUGCUGUCUCCACUGCCAUGUUGAAUAGCCAACAACAUUGCCAUGUCCGCAAACUGGACAGCUUUUGUUUCCACCGCGAGCUUUUUUUUUACGUGUCGUGGGAAGAAUUGCAGUUGCUAGUUCACGACAAAUGCGGCCUGUGCUGUGCCAAAAAAAAAAAAAAAAAAGGCGGCACUUCACCGAACUCUUGUGCUCACACGUUUGGUGAAAACCCAGAAGUGCUUAAAAUGAUGUUUACAGGUGAAAAUGGUUGCCAAGCUCCCUGUUCGCCUUGCGAGAAAAUGAAGAGUUUGCUCCGUCACUGAAUGAAUCCCACAGAUGGCCGCUGAGACUGCCUUUUGUCGUGACAGUCUUUGCUCAAGUAAACCGUGGGUCUUCUAGUCAUAGCUUAGAUAUCACGAGACAUGACAUGUGGAGUCACCAUCUGUCAAUGUACAGUCUUCAGAAGAGGCGCGGCAACUUGCCCUUUAGCACUCUCGAGAACUAUACGUGAAACUUGUGCUAUCAGUGUUGACAUGAUGCUAGCUGUCACACUUCUGCUACAGCUAAUGUGAUUAUCAAGUCACAAGAUAUGGAGUGAUGCGGUGAAGAUCGACUACUAGAGUUGCAGAUUGUAUGUGCAAGCACUUCACAGGGAAAAAAAAAACAAUUAAUAGUUUGAAGAACAUUGUGCAGAACACGUGUUAUGCAAAUUAUGUGAAUCUUGCAAAUUCCUCAAUAUACGGCAACCUUUUAAAACAUUUCUAUUGCACACAGCCACCCUUACUGCCAUCUAUACUGCAACUGCUGCUUUCUAUUCUAACAAGUGAUGUACAUAGACCAUUUUAAUUUGGUUUGUGGUGGGUGCUUCAGUCUUUAAGAUUCUCGGCUUUUGAUGUGGAGUGUUUUAUAAUUGUUGAGCAUGGUUUGCAUCAAGUCAACGCACUCGAGAAGCGUUUCGUCCUGUCCACCUCGUUCUCGUGUCUCGUUUUAGCGCAGUUAUAAUUUUCCUAAAAGUCAAGGCAGUGGUUCAACUGAAGACACACAUGUACGGUCAUUUGCGAGUGAAAUACAAACAGGGUGAUUCCGAAACAUACAUCGACCUACACAUCUACUGUAACAAAUUACAAAGAAUGUGUCUCAUUUGCAGCCACCUUUGUCACGGGUCAAAUUUUAAACCAAAGUCAUAUCUUUUUUUUAGGUUGCAUUGUUCAAUAACACACUUGGCAUUCCCCUGAUUUAACUGGAAAAGAAAAUUUGGAAGCUGCCGUUGUCUGCGUCUCUUGCCAGUGUAGAAGUGAGUACUGGACUGGAUACAAGUACUGGACUAGUGUCACUACCAGUUAGCAGCUAAACAAAACAGUGAGGAUAGCGGCAUCAGUGGGCAUUGCUCUACAGGAUGGGCAGUUGAUUUUACAAGUCCAUCUCACCUUCCCACUUUGACAUUUCAAGGCACUUUCGCCUGGUUGGCACAAAGCAGGGCCGCUAUUUCGUAGCGAUGCCUAUUUCGAUGCUAAUGCCUUGUCGCACUUUUCACGUUCGCAAGUGGCCCGAGUGAAGCGUUGAACACCACCACUUGCGAAUACAAAAAGCAUAAAAAAGCAUUAACAUCAAAAAAGGCAUCGUCACAAAAUAGCGGCCCAGGUCGGCCCGCAGAGCCAUUCCUCCAGAGCUGCUUUCUUUGCCACUAGGUGGCGACACCGGUUCACUCCUCUGCGGCAGUUUGCUCCUCUUAUCACAAUGAGCAUGGACGAUAGCAGCUUGGCAUUUCUUUUCUGGACAAGCCAAAAAAAAAAAAAAUGGAAAUCAUAGGUAACACAGUGCGUGUCAUUCUAGCAUUGUGUUAUUUAGGAUGAAGCGAAUGUCAAAUGUCAGUUAACAAUGCAAAGUUUGUAGUUAACAAAGAAAAUAAACAAACAAGCAAACAAAAAUCUUGGUGCAAAAUUUGAGCACGAACAAAGCAGCAGUAAGCGGAAAGUUUUCAUUAAAUGUGUUGCAAGAUAAAUACAGUUGUUACAUAUGAUGCACAAAAAAAAAAGGAGAUCUGUUAAUGGAUGUCAAAAGUUGAGGUUAAUUUCCUCUUACGAAUAAAUAGCACUGCACCACACAACAAACUUCAAAUUAAUCGCACUGCUGCGGUGAUAUACCUGAAGCACAACUCCUCUGAAUUUUCUGUUGCCAUACGAGUUCUAUCAGUCUGGUUUUCAUUUGCACGUGACUGUGCAACUGUCUUGCUAUGUUUGCAGAGACCCUACAUUCUGUUUCACAGUAGUACGUCUGGCACUGGAGUUGAAGCUGCAAGGUGCGCUCUGUCAGUCAAGGCUGAGAAGAAGAUGCGCUGACAUUGAGAGACAAAAAAGUGCUUGUUAAAGGUUUAGAUUGCCGAUUAAGCUAAGCAGCAUUAGGCCUGAUCAAUACCUGGCAAGACUGACUACAAGGGGAUGCCGGAUGCUGAUAGAACAGACUGUCAGGCUAGUUGAUUCAUGAUCAGUAAAUUGCACUGCGUGCAACAACGGAACAAAGUGAGACUGCACAUACAAACAGAGAAGACUUCGUACACGUACGAGUUAAAAGUCGGCACUGUUUGUACAUGUGUGUCUCAAUUCAUUCUGUUGUUGCACACUGCAAGUUAUAUCGAAUGCCGAUAGCUUUCUUUCUAUGGUUUGAGAGGUUAGGUGCAUAUACGUGUCCCUUAAGGACAACGCAGACAAGGAAUGAAAAAGGACAAUAUGAACGCCAGCUAAGUCCAGAAUGGAUUUUACUGGAUUUUCCUUUUUUGCUCAUCUUGUGUCCAUGUUCUAUACGUCUGACCACAUAGGAGGUUAUGGCCCGACCUUUCGAACCAUUCAUUCUUACCAACUUGCUCAGCCUUUUUUUGUCAUUCUAAGCUAGUUCAGAUGUUGCACUUGGAUGAGGCAGUUAAGUGUCUGCAGCACAAGACAUGCGACACUGUAGAUAUACGCAUUUGCAUGAUCGUGCUCGUGAUUGACUGGCAUCAGCUGUAGCUCGCAUUCCAGUGCUACAUUAAUGUGAAAGAAACCAGAAGCACUGUGCGACGGUGGUAUGAUCACACUGACCUCAAGUUAACCAUCUGGCGUGGUGGCAUUUUCGAUAUUCAUAGUCUGCCUCACGAGGUUUCUUUUCCCUUCGCUCUGCGUCACAUGUUUGUGGUGUUCCUGUAUCUUUUCUGCAUCCCAUCCCUUUCACGCUGGUAAAAUGCCAUCACGAAACACUUGCUAAUACUUCCAAGGCAUUGUUGUCAUAAAAUUUCUCCAUGAAGCUGACAGCAUUUAAAGGAAUACUAAGGGCAAAUGCGAAGUGAAGCUAGAGUAGUAGAUUAUCUAUCAGUGUUUGUCUUGUGCCAAGAGAUUACUUUGGCUAUGAGAAAACUGCGAUUGAAGACAUGUCUUUUUCUCACUUACCUGAGAAAGCAGGAGCAACAUAAUACAAAUGUCAGUGCAGAAAUCUUGGAAGGUUAUGCUCCGCUGGGAACUGCUGCCCUCAGCAAGUCAGAGGGUGGCAUAGAAGGCGCCACAUUCCCACGAAUAGCAACUGCAGGUUUUGUGUUGACAAAAAUUAAAAUUGGACAAACUGUGUUACCUUCGAUGUUCAAAUGGAAGACGUCAUUUUACUUAUUUCACUAAUUUUUAUUUGUUCACAGACAAAUCGUUAUCUCGAAGGUUUAUUCCGAUGGGAGCUAGUUCUGCUGGCACCACUAGCUUCUCGGAUAAAUGUCGAUUUAUCGUUUACGAUGGCUCUGUUCUAAGAAUGGCACACUGAUUAUUCUCAUAGGAAAGUAAUAAAUCAAUUUACCUUGACCCAACUGACACCUUUACUGUUCCUUUAAUUCUGUGGUCUUCCAAAAAAAAAAAGAGAGCAUCAUUUAGUAAUGACUGCAACUUGAAACAGUAUAAUGGCCACUACUUGUGAGCCAGCCACGCACAGCAAUGUUUUCAAACAAUUGUGUUGCUUGAAAACCAUCGAAUGACAUUAAAGAAACAACACAGCUAUAUUUUUUACUAGGAAGAGUCGCUGAAGGUGAAGAGGUCUUAUUUUUAUGCAGCAUGUAUGUGCGUGUGUGUGUGCAUGUGAGGGUGCUGAAAAGAUGUCUAAUAAAAUAAUCUGCAAAGUA